Molecule: messenger RNA, 5190 nt
Organism: Uranotaenia lowii
Lineage: Eukaryota; Metazoa; Arthropoda; Insecta; Diptera; Culicidae
Exons: 2
Coding region: 1-5190 (1729 amino acids)
Biological process (GO): DNA integration
Molecular function (GO): nucleic acid binding
Source: RefSeq, a predicted model, not a curated record
AUGGCUAGCAAGGCGGAGAAGAAAUUAGCAGCGGACCUUCUGACGCGACGACGAGCGUGUGCCGAGCGAGAUGUGGUGGAGAAGUUCAUCGCGGAGUACACCUAUGAACGAGAUUGUUGCCAGGUUGCGGUGCGUUUGGAGGCGCUGAACAAAUGCAACGAGCUGUUCCUGAACGUGCAGAAUGAUAUUGAGCUGGGUGAUCACGAGGAGAGGUUUGAAGGUCAUCUAGAGUUUCGGGCGGAUUUUGAGGAUCGAUUCUGCAGGGCGAAAGGUUUUCUGCUGUCCAAACUGGAAAGUAGGGAGCAUCCGUUGAGUUCGACGAUCAUGCACGCAUCGUCUUCACACAACAUGUCUGCUAGUUUCCACCAUCGUUUGCCGAAAAUCGAUCUGCCGAAGUUCAGCGGAGAUGAGUCGCGUUGGAUCUCGUUUCGUGACAACUUUAUCUCAAUGAUCCACUGCAACGAAGAUAUCCCGAUCGUGAACAAGCUACAAUAUCUUCUACAGUCACUGGAGGGAGAAGCUAAGAAGCCGUUUGAGUCUGUGGACAUCCAAGCGGACAACUAUUCGUCGACAUGGGAUGCACUGAAGAAGCGGUACGAUAAUAAACGGUUUCUCAGGAAGGAAUUGUUUCGAGGCCUGUACAAUCUCCCAUCGAUAAAGCGUGAGUCAGCACAGGACCUCAACACUCUGGUUGAUGACUUUCAGCGACAUGUCAAGGCAUUGGGAAAAUUGGGCGAGCCAGUAGAGCACUGGGACACUCCACUUAUUUUUAUUCUUUCGAAUAAAUUGGAUGCAGCAACGAUCCGCGCUUGGGAGCAAGAUACUCGUCAAAAAGACGAAGUAAAGUACGACGAGCUCAUCGAUUUUUUGAUCCAACAUGUUCGAAUGCUGAAAUCCGUUGCCAGUGAUCUGCAGCACCGUUCAACAGUGUUGACUGUUUCCAGGGUGGCCGGACAAACACCGAAGAAGCCGUCAGCGAUCAAAUCCGUCGUCAACGCAGCAACAUCCGAGUCGCAAUCCAGCACACAACAGUGCCACUGUUGUUCCAAAACGCACCCUUUGCACCAGUGUCCAGCAUUCAAGAAGCUGUCGAUCUCCCAGCGGCGAGAACUAGUCACGAGACACAGUCUUUGCCGAAACUGCUUCCGUUCAAAUCACCAGGCACGAGCGUGCAAGUCGAAGUUUGUUUGUAGAAACUGUCAAGCUAAGCACCACACUAUGUUGCACGAUCAACCAGCCCCGCAACCCACGUCGGCGAUUCAAGGCACCAGUGGUUCACUCAGCCCGCCAGCAAUCAACUUAUCUGUGCAUUCCAACUCGACGGUUCUACUGGAAACAGUUGCGCUUCUAGUGGUCGAUCGGUAUGGAAGGCAAAUUCCAGCACGCGCUCUUCUGGAUUCUGCAGCGAUGUCUAACUUUAUCACGAAGAAGCUGGCGAACGAGCUCGCCACUAGACAAAGCCCCGUGGACAUCUCAGUUGCAGGAAUAGGAGAGUCCGUCAAGCGCAUCAAGCACCAGCUAACGGCCAAAAUUGUUUCCAGGAACAGUGACUUCUCCACCACACUCGAUUUUCUAGUUAUGAGGAAGCCGACAUCAAAUCUGCCCACAAUACCUAUCGACACAUCUGCGUGGAACAUUCCUGAAGUGCCUUUGGCGGAUGUCCAUUUCAAUGUUCCAGCUACGAUCGAUAUAAUCAUCGGUGGAGAGUGCUAUCACGAGCUCCACACCGGCGUUCGCCAAUCUCUUGGCAACGGCUUCCCGUUCUUGGUGGACACACACUUUGGCUGGACAGUUUCCGGCAAGGUAACGACCGGCUCCACCACCGCACCACGAGCGUGCUACAUCUCCGCCGUUGACCAGAACUUGGACUCUACUCUGGAACGUUUCUGGGAGCUGGACACCGUCGAUGAAGGCCAAAACCUCUCAACAGAAGAACGGAAGUGCGAAGAGAUUUUUGCCAGCACCACCACUCGAAAUCACGAUGGAAGGUACGUCGUACGGCUGCCCCGGACUGAUGAUUCCCAGAUCACCCUUGGAGACUCUCGCAUGAUCGCAAUUCGCCGGUUCUACAGCUUAGAACGCCGCCUACAGCGAGAUGACUCCACCAAAAUGGCCUACCACAAAUUCAUCGAAGAAUACGCACAACUUGAACACAUGUUUAAGAUAGAUCCUGUCGUCGAUAACAAACCACACUGCUAUCUGCCACAUCACCCGGUCUUCAAGGAAGCCAGCACAACCACCAAGGUACGCGUGGUAUUCGACGCUUCUUGCAAGACCACAUCCGGGUAUUCGCUGAACGAUAUGCUGCUCGUCGGUCCGGUCGUCCAACAGGAUCUGCUGUCCAUCACCCUUCGAUUCCGUACAAAGGCCAUCGCUCUUGUGGCGGACAUUGAAAAAAUGUACCGUCAAGUUAAUUUACAUCCCGAUGAUCAGCCCUUUCAUCGAAUCCUUUGGAGGGAGAACCCUUCUGAACCGUUGGAUACUUACGAACUCCGCACCGUUACUUACGGAACCGCUUCAGCUCCGUACCUGGCAACUCGUGUUUUGAAGCAGCUAGCCAUUGAUGAAGGAGAUAGGUUCCCAGUCGCAGCCGAAGCCAUCGAUGACUACUACAUGGAUGAUCUACUAUCCGGUGCCAAUGAUCUAGAGUCCGCUGUACAAAAACGCCGCCAGAUGUCCGCGAUGUGUCAGUCUGCAGGAUUUCAGCUGAGAAAGUGGGCUUCUAACAACCGAUCGGCUCUUGUAGACGUUCCAUCUGCAGACCUUGCCAUCGAUCCACUGCAUGACUUGAACGAAGAUCAAUCGGUAUCGACUCUCGGCCUAGUUUGGGAUACUCGAACUGAUAUGCUGCGGUUCAACAUCAACCUUCCACUUCCUGCGUCGUUGUGGCGACUUAGAUCAGAAAAGGACGAACCGUACGAUUGGGAUCGGCCUCUGCCUUCGAAGCUGCAGGAGGAGUGGAAGCAGUUCCAUGCAACGCUCUACAUUUUAGCCGACAUUCGAAUUCCUCGGUUUGUCAACGGAUAUGCAGAUUGUUCGAUCCAGCUCCAUUUCUUCUGUGACGCAUCUGAAGCUGCAUAUGGAUCUUGUUGCUUCGUUCGUUCCGAGUUUGCAGGCGAAAUCAGAGUGCGGUUGUUGACCUCCAAAUCCAAGGUUGCUCCUUUGGCCAAGAAACAUUCGAUUGCACGUUUGGAGCUAUGCGCAGCUGUUCUAUCCACAAAGUUGUUCCGGAAGGUACAAGGCGCGAUUGGGUCAUCAGAACACGUUUAUUUCUGGUCUGACUCAACCACAGUCCUCCAAUGGUUGAGGUCGCCACCGCAUCGAUGGAGAACCUUUGUUGCCAAUCGCGUUACUGCUAUCCAGACUGGCACUGAAGGUUUCAAUUGGAGACACGUCCCGGGAGUGCAGAAUCCAGCCGACGAACUUUCUCGUGGACUACAGCCCUCCGAUCUUCUCAACCAAGCUCGAUGGUGGAACGGUCCAGAUUGGCUGUCGUCGUCAUCGGAAUAUUGGCCACGAUGUGUUUUGCCGGAGAAUGAUUCACCAGAGGUCGCUGAAGAAAGUCCUUCUGUCAGUUUAGCUGCCACCGUUUCCGAAAAAGAGGAUUUUGCAGACCAGCUGUUCACUCGGUAUUCAACGUUCAAGCGACUCAACCGGGUAACAGCCGCUUGUAUCAAAUACAUCAAGGCACUCCAAGCUGCAGCUAUAAGGAGGAAAAAUCAACUAAUUACGCCGUUCCCUACACCCAAUGAGUUAGCGAUCGUCUACCUUUCAGCUGAAGAUUUAGCCGAGGCAGAUCGUGCGCUGCUCCGAUUAGCCCAGUCACAGCUAUACGCGGAAGAGCUCUCCGAGUUCCAAAAUCCCAAACGUACGAGAAAUCCGCUGUCGUCGCAGCUACGAUACCUACGUCCUUUCCUCUGUGAUGAUGGUAUUAUUCGCGUUGGUGGUCGCCUAAGGAAUGCAGACGUUGCGCAGAGUGUCAAACAUCCAGCAGUUCUCUCGGCUAAGCAUCCACUGGCAAGGCUUAUUACGGAGCAUUACCAUCGAACGCUUUUGCAUGCUGGACCGCAGUUGAUGAUUGCCACUAUUCGCCAGAGAUACUGGAUUCAUGGAGGAAGAAAUUUAGCUCGCCAAACGUACCAUGGCUGUAUGAAAUGCUUUCGGCAGAAGCCGACCCUCGUUGAGCAAAGCUCCGCAGAUCUACCAAAAUCCCGUGUGAUCCAAGAUCGUCCAUUCGCUGUGUGUGGAGUCGACUAUUUCGGGCCCAUUUUUAUCAAGUCACCGAUUCGUCGUCAUGGUCCAACAAAGGCAUAUGGUGCCAUUUUCGUAUGUUUCGUUACGAAGGCCGUUCACAUUGAGUUGGUGUCGGAUCUGUCAACGCCCGCCUUUCUGUCAGCACUUCGUCGCUUCGUUGCCCGUCGCAGUCGCCCGAGGGAAAUUCAUUCGGACAACGGGACAGCUUUCAAAGGUGCAUCGAACGCUCUUCACCGAUUGUACGACAUGCUGAAGAAAAACAGCGAAGACAGGGAGCAGAUAUUCAACUGGUGUGCAACGGAAAGAAUCCAGUGGAAAUUCAUUCCUCCGCGAGCUCCGCAUUUCGGUGGAUUAUGGGAAGCUGCGGUGAAGUCUGCCAAACACCAUAUUCUACGUGAGAUAGGACACACGAACAUGAGCUACGAGGACAUGACCACACUGCUCGCUGAAGUGGAGAUGUGCCUUAAUUCACGUCCAAUCACCCCGAUCCCGACGGAAACCGAUGAUCUCGAGGUGUUAACUCCAGGACACUUCCUUGUGGGCACCAACUUGCAAGCCGUUGACGAUGUGGAUGUUACUGCAAAGCCCGACAACCAUCUCGACCAUUGGAAGCUCACCACAAAACGGAUGCAGGGUAUCUGGGCUCGUUGGUAUCCCGAAUAUCUCGCCCAACUACAAACUCGCGCUAGGAAGGGGAGCAAAUCGGCGGUUCCGGUGGAGGUUGGAAAAAUCGUGGUAAUCAAGGAAGACAACUUACCACCAGCCUUGUGGCCACUAGGUCGCAUCACAAAACUUCAUCCCGGCCGAGAUGGAGUUGUUCGUGUUGUGGGACUGAAGACAGCCAAGCGUGAUGACGUCAUCAGAGCGGUGAACCGGAUAGCCAUCUUACCCACCGCCAGCAUCCAAGACGUUAACCCAACAACCACCGAAGAUUAG